UGAGGCCGGCAUCCUCCCCUACUCGACCAACCGGGAUUGCAUUCUGCAAGCGACCGGCCAUGGGCGGCGUCGCUCAGGUGCACCAUCUCAAUCUGCUUCUCCCCCACCCAGCCAAAUACACCACCCGUACGCGCAGGAGCAGCACGCGUACGGGUAGGGCGAGGCGGCGCGGAGUCCUCUGCUGCAGCCUCAGCACGGAUGGUCAGCCAGCAGCAGCAGCAGCAGUCGGAGCUCCGAUGAUGACUAUCUCCAUCACAGGCGCCACCGGUUUCGUUGGCCGCAGAUUGGUCCAAAAGCUCCUCUCCGAAGAUCACAAGGUUUGCGUCUUAACGCGGUCCGCCAGCAAGGCCACAUCAAUUUUUCCGGCUUCCAAAUGUCCAGGAAUUACAAUUGCCGAACAGGGGGACUGGGACAAAUGCAUCCAAGGCUCCACUGCUGUUGUUAACUUGGCAGGCAUGCCUAUAAGCACAAGGUGGUCGCCUGAGAUUAAGAAGGAAAUUAAGGAGAGCCGAAUCAAUGUUACAUCAAAGGUCGUGAAUUACAUAAAUAAUGCCAGUGUUGAUGCUCGGCCCUCAGUUUUUGUGAGCGCAACGGCCAUUGGCUUCUAUGGUACUAGUGAGAUCAGUAGCUUCGAUGAGUCAAGUCCGUCAGGCAAUGACUAUCUUGCGGAGGUGUGUCGAGAGUGGGAGGCCAGGGCACGCCAAGUAAACCAAGAGAAUGUUAGGCUUGUGCUUCUCCGGAUUGGGGUUGUUCUGGGCAAGGACGGCGGCGCUCUAGCCAAGAUGAUUCCUCUUUUCAUGAUGUUUACCGGUGGACCCCUGGGGACGGGACGACAAUGGUACAUACGCGCGUUUUCAUGGAUUCACCUGGACGACCUGGUGGACCUCAUCUAUGAGUCUCUCAAGAACCCUGCAUACCGAGGUGUGAUCAACGGAACCGCACCCAACCCGGUGCGGCUGUCGGAAAUGUGCGAGCGGCUGGGGCGAGUCAUUGGUCGGCCCUCCUGGCUGCCGGUGCCGGAGUUUGCCCUCAAAGCGGUGCUAGGAGAAGGCGCCUCAGUGGUCCUUGAAGGGCAAAAGGUUCUUCCUGUGAAGGCCAAGCAACUGGGCUUCUCCUACCAAUACCCCUAUGUACAAGACGCACUCAGGGCAAUUGCCAGGGACCUAUGACCAAUCAACUCAAAUAGUCAAAUACUCGGUCACACAUAUACUGCCUUCUUUUUUAACUUUCACUUUUAGCUUUUGAGAUCGUCAUUUAACUUAUUUAAAAAAAUAUAUAAUUAUUAAUUAUUUUUACUUUAUUCUAUUAUUAAACGUACUUGAAGCAUGCUUAUAACUGAUAUAUUUGUCUAUAAUUUUUGAAUAAAACAAAUUAUUAAAUAUGGAUGUAAAAAGUUACUGUGUCUUGUUGAAAAAAAG
Molecule: messenger RNA, 1418 nt
Organism: Oryza brachyantha (malo sina)
Lineage: Eukaryota; Viridiplantae; Streptophyta; Magnoliopsida; Poales; Poaceae
Product: epimerase family protein SDR39U1 homolog, chloroplastic
Exons: 11
Coding region: 60-1169 (369 amino acids)
Source: RefSeq, a predicted model, not a curated record